GCUAUCUGUUCGUGCGUUUGCUUGUUUUUUAUAAUCAUGUCUCGUCGUGAGUUUUUCUUCGCGUCUUCCAGUGAAGAGAGUGCUGAGGAGAGUGAGAACAGUUUCGACGAUUUCAGUGAUCUUGACACUGUGGCUCUUUUGGACGAAAGUUUUUCGUCCGUUGAUGAGGAGUGCACGGGUGCCGCUGAGCCAUUGCUCGUUAGUGGGUUUGAACAUUUAUCAAACCCUGAUAGUGCUCCUUAUGGAGAUUUAGAUUUAUUCAUGGACCUUUCUCAGGAGUCCGAAAUGUUUGUUCCCGCCGGUGCGGAGGGCGAGGUGUUCUCCGAGUGUUUUCCGACCGACGAGCUUGGGGAAAUUUUGAUUCCCGCCCCUUUGCUUGCUCGUUUUUUAACUAAUGAUUAUAGUGAAGAAUUCGGUGGUGACCUCGAUUUGGAGUUCGAGUUUGCCGUGGAUCAAUAUUUGCGCGAGGGAAACUUGCCUCGUCUGGAUCUUUCGCCGGAGGAUCCAGACAUGGACGCGGUUGACUAAUCCGUGUAUAGAUACUUUGCGUUGAUACCAUUGCUU
Monomorium pharaonis (pharaoh ant) is the source of this 564-nucleotide messenger RNA. RefSeq lists its product as uncharacterized. The transcript has 3 exons. Bases 37 to 528 code for a protein of 163 amino acids. The record is from RefSeq and is a predicted model, not a curated record. Lineage: Eukaryota; Metazoa; Arthropoda; Insecta; Hymenoptera; Formicidae.